AUGUCAGUGUUUCUGUUGUUGGCUCUGGUGCUGACCACGGCCUCUUCUGCCCAGUUAUCAACAACAGACUGGUGUGGGCCGGAGGUCCCAGCUCUUAAACGUAGCAUUAAAAGGCUGGAGAAUAGCCUCUUGAUUGUGACUUGGCAAGUUGAGCACUUGCAGACGCACAAAUAUUUCCAUCCAUUUCGACCUGAGGUGCCUGACGCUGGAGCUGAAGCUGACAAAGCCUCUGGUGCAAACCACAACAGCAGUGCGACGCUCGACAGCUCUAAUACGACACUGAUGAGACCACUUCCACCAGGAGGCAGCAUCAUCGUACACGACAGGGAUUGUUCUGAGCUGUUCGACAGACUGAGACCCCCAAGUGGUUUCUACCGAAUCAGACCCAAGUCACACCAGGACCCAUUUCUGGUUUACUGUGACAUGGAGGAUGGAGGAGGAUGGACAGUGUUUCAGAGACGCCGGCAUGGAAGAGUUGACUUCAACAGAGACUGGGUGGACUACAAAGACGGCUUCGGGGACUUCAAACUGUGGAACGAUGAGUUUUGGUUGGGGAACGAGCACAUGCACUCUCUGCUCUCAGAAGGUAAGAACCUGGUGAAGAUAGAUCUAAUGGACUGGGAAGGAGAGAGAAGUCAUUCAUAUUACGAAAACUUCAGGAUCAGUGAUGAGGCGGAUAAGUAUCGCCUCCAUUAUGGGCAGUACAGUGGCAAAGCUGGAGACGCUCUGACUGGUGGUGGGGGGGCGGUGCAGCAGUGGUCCGCUUGCCUCAGUGGGAUGCAGUUCAGUACGAGGGAUCAGGACAAUGAUCGCUACCUUCAGGGGAGCUGUGCCGAGGAGAACGAGGCAGGAUGGUGGUUUAACAGAUGUCAUGCAGCCAACCUAAAUGGGAAGUUCUACCGCUCAGGGAAGUACAAGAACCAGCAUGACAAUGGCGUGGUGUGGGGGAGCUGGAAAGGUCUUUGGUAUUCCCUUCGGCACACCACCAUGAAGGUGCGGCCUCUGGUUUUCUUGGACGUGGAUGGCAGCGGAGCAGGGGAUAUUUAA
Molecule: messenger RNA, 1047 nt
Organism: Limanda limanda (common dab)
Lineage: Eukaryota; Metazoa; Chordata; Actinopteri; Pleuronectiformes; Pleuronectidae
Gene: fgl1b
Product: fibrinogen like 1B
Exons: 8
Coding region: 1-1047 (348 amino acids)
Source: RefSeq, a predicted model, not a curated record